UAUAUUUUGGCCACACUGUGACAAAAUAAAUACAUCAAUUCAGUGUGACCAAGGGCUGUCACAACAGCUGUGUAAUUUGUAUAUAAACACAUAAACUAAACGCACACACAAACGCAGCCACGGGCGCUCAGGCAGCUUGAUAAGUUACAGUUGAUUUACAGUUACAGAUCCAGCACGCAAUUCCCGGCCAAUUGAAACGAUUUAAAAAUCGCGAGUGGAAGAGAGCGGAGGCGACACCACCACACCAUCACACCAAACUCACACACGCGCAUACACAUACGCGCACUGUGGCAAGAGGCAGGGUUCUUUGUUGUAAAUUACCGUUGCAGCCACCCCCUCCAUUGGCCCCACCGAUCCGCAAUCCACGAUCCACCAGCCAGUUGCUUCCAGCCAGUGAUCCGAUGCAGACGUCUCGCUGAAAAGGAGCGCACAGCCAGAGCAGAAGAAGAACCAUGUCGGCGGUGAACCAGAAGGAGAGUCCCAGCCGGGACUCGACGGCUUCCACAUCCGGGCACAUCUCGAUGCUGGCGGACAACACAUUGGAGUCGCUGUCGCGGGACUACAGCCUGGGCAGCUUGAACUCGGCGGGCAGCCAGGAUGAGUUCUUUCGGUGCCGCGACCAUGCGGAUAGUAUGCUCAAGCGCAUGCAGUUCUAUGUGGAUAGUCAGCAGCUUUGCGAUGUGGUCCUAAUCGCUGGAAUCGAUGGAAAGAGGGUGCCCGCCCACCGCCUGGUGCUAUCGGCGUCGAGCGCCUACUUUUCGGCCAUGUUCACGGGAUCGCUGCGCGAGACCAAGGAGCAGGAGGUGACCCUCGGCGAGGUGCACGGCGAUGCACUGCAUCUGCUGGUCCAGUACUGCUACACCGGGUUCAUUGAGAUGCGCGAGGACACCGUGGAGACGCUGCUGGCCACCGCCUGUCUGCUGCAGCUGAACGCCGUGGUGACCGCCUGCUGUAACUUUCUGGCCCGCCAGCUCCAUCCAUCCAAUUGCCUUGGGUUCGCCUUCUUUGCGGAGCAACAGAGCUGCACCACGCUGCUGCGUCUGGCGCAGUCAUACACCUGCCAGUAUUUCAUGCAAGUGUGCCAGAACCAGGAGUUCUUCCAGCUGAACGCCGAUCAGUUGGGCAAGCUGCUGAGCAGCGAUGAUCUCAAUGUGCCCUCGGAGCAGGAUGUCUUUCACAGUCUGAUGUCGUGGGUGCGCCACGAUUCCGCUGCCCGUGAGCAGCACAUACCGGAGCUGUUGGCCCUGGUGCGACUGCCCCUCAUGCCGCCAGCGUUCAUUAUGGACCAUGUGGAGAACGUGUGCAAUGCCAACGAGUGCCAGCAGCUGGUAAUGGAGGCCUUCAAGUGGCACCUGAUGCCCGAGCGCCGAUCCCGGAUAGCCACCGAGCGAACCACGCCACGCAAAUCCACAGUGGGUCGUCUCCUGGCCGUCGGCGGCAUGGAUGCCCACAAGGGCGCCAUCAGCAUCGAGAGCUACUGCCCGCGUUUGGACAAGUGGACACCGUGGAAGCACAUGACCGGUCGUCGCCUGCAAUUCGGCGCUGCUGUUAUGGAGGACAAAUUGAUCCUAGUGGGCGGACGUGAUGGGCUAAAGACCCUGAACACCGUGGAGAGUUUGGACCUGAAUACGAUGGCUUGGGCACCGCUCAAUGCCAUGGCCACGCCCCGUCAUGGACUGGGCGUGGCGGUGCUGGAGGGUCCACUGUAUGCGGUGGGCGGUCACGAUGGCUGGAGCUACCUGAACACCGUGGAGAGAUGGGAUCCCAUUGCCCGUACUUGGAGCUAUGUGGCGCCCAUGUCCUCGAUGCGUUCCACCGCCGGCGUGGCUGUCCUGGGCGGUCGCCUUUAUGCGGUGGGCGGACGCGAUGGUUCCGUCUGUCAUCGCUCCAUCGAGUGUUACGAUCCGCACACCAACAAAUGGAGCCUUCUGGCGCCGAUGAACAGGAGACGCGGCGGUGUGGGCGUGACGGUGGCCAAUGGUUUCCUCUACGCCUUGGGUGGCCACGACUGUCCGGCCAGCAAUCCAAUGGUCUGUCGCACGGAGACGGUGGAGCGCUACGACCCAGCCACCGAUACCUGGACUCUGAUCUGCUCACUGGCCUUGGGCCGGGACGCGAUCGGAUGUGCCCUGCUGGGCGAUCGCCUGAUCGUCGUCGGCGGCUACGAUGGCAAUCAUGCGCUGAAGAGCGUGGAGGAGUACGACCCGGUGCGGAAUGGAUGGAACGAACUGGCGCCCAUGGCUUUCGCAAGGGCCGGCGCCUGUGUGGUGGCGAUUCCGAAUGUCAUACCGCCGGCGGCCCAACAGCCGCCGCCCAGUGCUACAAAAAAGAAGAAGUGGAAGCCAGUGAGAUUGGAUCCAAUCUGCUAUAAUAGGCGUCCCAGAUCUGUCGAGUUUGUCGACUACUAUAACAUGUAAAUGCUAGACAGACAAGACAACAAACAAAUCAAACUAUAAACAUUUAAGCCAAGCUGCAAAAAACACAAGUAAACUUGUCAAAAAGAAGAAAAAAAAAAAAA
Messenger RNA from Drosophila erecta, 2518 nucleotides. Its product is annotated as kelch-like protein 5. The record is from RefSeq and is a predicted model, not a curated record. Gene Ontology annotation, molecular function: protein binding. The transcript has 6 exons. NCBI's taxonomy places the organism in Eukaryota, Metazoa, Arthropoda, Insecta, Diptera, Drosophilidae. Bases 453 to 2417 code for a protein of 654 amino acids.